UACAGACCCUGAAGCAAAUAUAUCCAAGUCCACGUUUCAGUCAAGACACCUUGUGAAUCAGUCAAGACACCUUGUGAAUCAGUCAAGACACCUUGUGAAAAACAUGGCUACUCCACAGAAUAUACCAGAGGAAGAGCUCCUGUACUACAAGGGAUUAUAUAUUUUGCAAAAGGCUAUCAUCCCUGAACUACGUCGGCUGUUUAAAUUGUUUUGGCAACGGAGGGAGGGUAAUCCAUGGCAGGACCAAACCUCAGGGAAAUUGUUUUUUAAAAAAUACAGACCCAAGGCAACAGGCAAACAAUAUGAUGACAGGAUUAAAACUGGCAAUGUGGACGACUGGAAUUUGACUCUUUUGUGUAGAGCGUUUAUUGACUAUACCCUCGAGGAAGACGAUGUCAGGAAGCACAGAUUCAACGUCUUUAGAGAAUUGCAGAACGUAUAUUCUCAUAAAACCAGGUGCAGUCGGGAAGAAUAUGAAGAGCAUAUACGUCAAAUUAGGUUGGCAUUCAGGCGCCUGCAUCUGAACGAGGCGGACUUGACUCAGGCUGAAGAGAUCGAACCAAAUGAAACAGAGCGCCAAGAGCUUCUGAGUGAAAUACAGUUACUGAAUCAGGAACGGGACAAGUUUGCAGAAGAAGUGUUCAACAAACUCUUUGCAAGCGACCGAGAUACUCCAGAUAAAAGAUAGUCCCCAAUUCUUGGUAUUUGGUCGGGUUUCACUUUUCUCCAUGAGGUGAGGUGAGGUGAAUUGGGUUUAACGUCG
This is a messenger RNA of Haliotis rubra (blacklip abalone), 763 nucleotides long. RefSeq lists its product as uncharacterized. NCBI's taxonomy places the organism in Eukaryota, Metazoa, Mollusca, Gastropoda, Lepetellida, Haliotidae. The transcript is spliced from 4 exons. The record is from RefSeq and is a predicted model, not a curated record. The coding region runs from base 104 to 688 and encodes 194 amino acids.